AUGAUCAUCGCUCGCAGAUUCUCCAUCACGAAUUUCGCCAUUGCCACCUCGGCUCUUGCGUUCCAGGUGUUCGUUCUAUACCCAUGGCAUAACAAACUUGACGAGGAUUUCAAGGAUCUGAAGCAGGAGAACCUGAGACUGAUGGAGGAAGUCGAGAAGCACAGGGCCGCCGACUUGAAGGAGAUCAAGGAUGCAUUCACUCGACUGAAGCUCAACAACCAAUUUGGCACCGAGACCAAAAUCUGGCUGACGGGACAAUCCUUUGACGAGAUGAAAGUUCUGUCGGAAACAAACAAGCGGGAGAAGCAUCGAAACUCAGUUGGGCCUAUCAAGAAGUAG
This is a messenger RNA of Exophiala bonariae, 339 nucleotides long. RefSeq lists its product as uncharacterized. The record is from RefSeq and is a predicted model, not a curated record. Lineage: Eukaryota; Fungi; Ascomycota; Eurotiomycetes; Chaetothyriales; Herpotrichiellaceae. The coding region runs from base 1 to 339 and encodes 112 amino acids. The transcript has 2 exons.